This is a messenger RNA of Entelurus aequoreus (snake pipefish), 5699 nucleotides long. RefSeq names its product Ras and Rab interactor-like (gene rinl). The transcript is spliced from 11 exons. The record is from RefSeq and is a predicted model, not a curated record. Gene Ontology annotation, cellular component: cytosol; endocytic vesicle. Bases 168 to 2369 code for a protein of 733 amino acids. Gene Ontology annotation, molecular function: guanyl-nucleotide exchange factor activity; small GTPase binding. Lineage: Eukaryota; Metazoa; Chordata; Actinopteri; Syngnathiformes; Syngnathidae. Gene Ontology annotation, biological process: vesicle-mediated transport.
UUUCUGACAACACCGUUAGCUUCCCAUUUUUCAGUCUGUGCUGAAAUAGAUUGUGCCAUGCAGAAAGGAAGGGAGGCUUGCAUCACGUGGAGACGUUUGAGUAUAGAUGAAGUGAAAUAGCCACAAAGCAUCAUCAGGGGUGGCGCAAGGGUCGUUUGUAAAGCAACAUGCACGUGUCCAGGGCGGAUCCCUGUCCAGUUAACGGGACAGCAGCCAUUCCAAGGAGGCGCAGCAUGAGGAACAUGUCUCUCCUGGAGCACCUGCGAGGCUGUCAGAGAGGCUGGUGCCCUGUGGCGCCCUGGGAUAGAGCGAAGGCCCACUCUGCCCUCUGUGGGACGCCUGCUGGGAGUUUCAUGGUCGUGCGGGAUGGUUUGACAUCUCUGCCCAGUUUGCUGUGCGUUUCUGCAGAAGGAGAGGAUGAAGCGGUUCUUGAUUAUGAUGUCACAUGCACAGGCACAGUCUUCCAGCUGUCUGAGUCGUGUCUUUCUUUCUCGGAGUUGGCUCACUUGGUGUUCUUCUACUCUUUGAGCAGGGACGUGUUGGCUGUCUGUCUAAAGUUUCCUCGCUGGAUCUACAAUGUAACUGGGAUCGCCAAAGAUCGUCUUUCUCAGCUCCAACCCAAAACCUGGCUCAGCACACCGCCUGACCAGAUGACUGAUGCAGAUGUGAAUGAGUUGGAGCCAAACACCAUGAUGUGCUCCAUACAGUUAACCUCAGCCAACGGAGCUCUGUGUGUCAUCAACCCGCUCUAUCUUCUUGAGCAUGGAGAUGAUUGGCUGACGCAUCAGGCAACCAGCGUGCAGUGCCCAACACAGACGCCAACUUACAGGCGAGAGAGGCGCCUCAGUUCCACUCGAAAGUGGGUUGGGGCCGGCCUGAGGAGCAGCCGAGCCGUCUCACUGGACCAAGAAGCCUUUGUUGGCACUGAAGGCUCAGGUCGGAUCAGACGCAAGUCUGAAGAAUCCGAGCCAACCUCGUCGGUGUCAUCCCCUCAAGGAGGCGUUGUCCUCAGGAGGUCCAGCCAAGGUUCCACCUCUACCCUCUCCAACAAAGGGAGCACGGGGAGCUUGUCUGCUUCUAGCACUGAGCUGCAGAACCGUGACAGCGCCGGGUCUCAGUCCCCUCACAGGGUCUCCUGGAUCGAGGAUGGCUUCUGGCUGCCACCGCCCACCAGGCCUUCUUCGUUACUCCCGCCACCGUACUCUGAGCUGGACUCGCUGUCCAUCAGCAGCAUAGAAGAAGAACAGGAACACCAGUCGCCGAGCCCCACGUCCCAUCACCCGUCGGCCCACCGGCUGGCUGACAAAGUCAUAAAUCGCCUCUCCGCAGUGGGCCAGGCACUCGGCAGCCUGGUGUGUCAGAAGAAGAGGCUGACCAAUCGCGUUGUGGAGCUGAGCGACAGGAAACGGGGACCUUUUGCAAUGGCCGUGAAGGAAUUUGUGGAGGCAACGCUGGAGAGAGGAACUGACAUCACGGGGUCAGAGUUCUUACAGGAAGUGAGGUCAUCGCUUACAUCACUGAGGGAGACUCUCCUGGAUUACCCUGAUAUCCAGGCGCUGUUGGACAGUAUGACCGACCUCAGUGACUCAGAGAUAGACCCCCUGGUGGAGCUCUCCGUGCACAAGGUGGCCUUAAAGCCGGUGUCGGCUCACCUCUACUCCUGCAUCCACAUCUGGCGGUCCAACGACGGCAGUUUGCAGCGUCUGGAGCACAACCAGCGUGUUCUGGAAGACAACGGCGUGGAGGCGCUGGGGGGAGCGUCGGGCGUCGGAGUUCCGGACUUAGUCACCCUUGAGCGGAUCCAGCAAAGAUGGGCAAGUAUGCACAAGGCCUACUCCCCCAACAAGAAGGUCCAUAUCUUGCUCAAAGUCUGCAAGAGCAUCUACCACAGCAUGAGCUCCAAUUCCAAUUCAGAUGUGGUAUUGGGAGCUGACGACUUCCUGCCCUGCCUGACGUGGGUGUUGCUGCGCAGUGACCUGCUCAACUUGCAGAUUGACACAGACUACAUGAUGGAGCUGCUGGACCCCGCACAGCUUCAGGGAGAAGGUGGCUACUACCUGACAACCUUGUACGCCGCUCUCUACUACAUCAGCAGCUUCCGGCCGCGCUUGGCCGCCCGUCAACUCAGCGUGGAAGCCCAGCACUCUCUCAGCCAAUGGCAUCGCAGGCGCACCGUGCACAGCAACCAAUCCCGGCACAGUAAGCGCAGACGGACCGUUCGCAGACAGACGAGUCCUGAGAAGGCCGUGCAGGCGGAGGAUGGCGACACCGGGGAAGUGGGGGAAAGUGUGAUGGGUGAUCCACAGCAGCAGACAGAAAUGAACACGGAUGAGACGCUGGACUCUAAUGACAACUGGACACAAGAUUAAAUGUGUCUUACUCUCACAUCCCACCCAGAAAGCCAAAUUAUGGUAGAUAUUCAAAUUGAUAUCAUGGGAAUAUGACUAACUUUGUUCAGUAAACACAUGAAAGAACAUACAGUAUAUUACUGCUUACAUGUCAUUGGGGACUUUAUAUUCAUAAAAAUGUAUAGAUUAUUAUCAUAGCAUAAAUAGAUGUUUAGAGUUUGAUUUAUAUUUUUAUAUAGUUGACACCUGGAUCAUAGCCAUGUUGAUGAAAAUUGACAGUAAAUAAAUAACCAUAACAACAAUGAAACACCAAAUAAUUGAACAACGUCAGUGGCGCUUAUUCGCCACCAGGGGGCAGUAAUGUGUGUUCUGAAGCAGAGUCAUGUAUAAAGAGAGCAUGGCCAACUAAGCAACAGGCACCAUGACUGCUACUUAGGACGUGUAGCACAGAUGCAUGCAAUUGCUGUCAUUUUGAUGUUCGCUUUUCUGACCAAAUAAACCAAAGUAAUAUGUCUAAAUAUAGUUCUAAACAUACUCCAGCGCAUACACUUUCGUCAAAGUAUAAUUUUGCCGCCGUAGUCGACGCACUCUGCUGCUACGUUCCUGCGACCAGCGACACUCUAACACGCACUCGGCGGGGCAACAAACGUAAAAAAAAAUACACAGAACGACCAAAAAAUAACUUGCUCCUCUCAUUUUGCCAAAAUCUUCUUUAGCUUUAGAGCAGGGGUGUCAAACGUAAGGCAGGUUUUAUCCGGCCUGCGGGAUGAGUUUGCUUAGUAUAAAAAUGAGCCGACAUUUUUGAAUGAAAGAAACUGCUGUUCUAAAUGUGUCCACUAGAUGUCGCAAUAGCAAUUAUUUGUAUCUUUGUAGAUGAUGCUACAUGUGUAAAAAAAAUUUGUGCACCAGUCAAGGAAAAUGAGCAAACUACAUAAAUAACAUCCUGUAAUUUGAUUUUUAUAUUAUUGUUUUAUCUUGAUUGAUUGAAAAUUGACUGAUGAACAUUAUUACAUAAUUUAUUCAUAAAAUAUAAAUAACGACAAAUAAAUGUAGAAUACUAUUAACCGCAACAUGUAAGUGUAAAAAAAAAAAAAACCAUUAUGAUUUGUACAUUUUCAGAAUGUGCUUUCAACAAAGAACACAAUCUGAAGUUGUCUUUAUUUUUAAGUUACCCUGCCGUGAUUUUACCAGUCCGGCCCCACUUGGGAGUAGAUUUUUCUCCAUGUGGCCCCCCCAUCUAAAAUGAGUUUGACACCCCUGGUUUAGACCAACAAUCACGCAGAAAUAGUGCUUUGUGUGUGAAGUAUGUCAACUGUGGUGUCUGCCACCAAUGUAUUGUAAUCACUCAUUAUGUAUUAUUCAAACUGAUCUUUCUUUUUUGUAUCAUGCUAAGUUAAUAAGUGUACAUGUUCUACCUAUUUCCCCAUAUUUCUACACAAUAACUCAGAAUAUAAAGAAUAUGGCGGGAUUUUUGGUCCAGAACGUAUUUUGCUUUAUUCAUUAUUUACAUAUUUCUUGCCACCUUAUGUCGAAUGUUUUUUAUGAGAUUUUCAGUUCACUUUCUCAUCCAUUAUUACACCCAAAAUGUGGUUUCUUUUACUCUUUCUCCAUCUAUUUGUAUUUGCGUUUGACUUUCUCUUCUAUUGUUACCAAGAUGCAUUAUUUUAGUUUUACUGAGAUUCAAAGUUAGUCUGUUUUUGUCAAAUCUUCUGUUAAAUGUAUUCAUUUCUUCUAUUAUUAUUAUUAUUGGUGGCUCUCCAGUGUUUGACAGCGAACCGGCACUUCCCAUACUUGCCUGAUUUCCGGGUUGUUGGUAAAGCAAUGGAAACGCUUUCCAGAAUUCACGCAGGACUUUAUGCUGCACAACAGGACAUUUUUUACAUGGCAAAAAACUAAGGAGGAAGCACCGCAAACAAAGAAUCAGCUCAAAGUUGGAAGUACGGUAGUCACCUGAGUGCCUUUUGACCAAUUGUUGAGGACUUUCUCUUCAUACUCGACUCUGUUCUGAGGGAACUCCCUGAAAAAAGAAAAUAUAUAUACAUAUAUUUUUAUCUUUUUAUAUUUUUUUAAAUUUUAACGGGCAAAAUGGUGCGCCGUCGUCAUAUCGUGACAUUGCUGGUUUUACGAGCAGACGAGCAUGUUCGGCAGCGCACAAUCACAGAGUAGGCAAGGCAAGGCAAGGCAACUUUAUUUGUAUAGCGCUUUUCAUACACAAGGCAGACUCAAAGAGUACUUACAAACAGACACUGUGUGUAGACAGAAAAGGGAGAACGGAUGCAUUUUGGCUUAAAAAACUAACGAUAAAUGUCAAGCUACAACACUGAAGCGCCGCCCUACAAGAGGUGCUUUAAAACAUGGCUAGCGAGUUAGCGGGUAACGUCCAUCCACAGUCCGGAGUGUUUCGGCUCCUUCUAAAUCACUAACCCUCGCCUCCAUGGCGACAAAUAAAGUACGUUUCUUACAAGUAUCAUCCCUGCAUGACGAGGAAUAGCUAAACAUGCUUCACUACACACUGUAGGAGGAUACAAUAGCUAACCGGCGUCACCACUAAGAAAAGCUAGCGCUCCUGAAUGUAAACAACUGCCAUGGAUGAAUCUACACCUGACAUCUAGUGUAAUUAUACCAAGUACAAGAGCGUAUCCAGUUGAUACUACAAUGAUAACAUGGAUAUUUUUUACCGUCGCAAAGUCGUUUUUUCUUUUCUUAAAUGUAAAUUAAGUUUAUAAUAAAUAUGUCCCUGGACACAUGAGUACUUUAAAUCGGACCAAUGUAUGAUCCUGUAACUACUUGGUAUCGGAUUGAUCCUAACAUUUUUGGUAUCAUCCAAAACUAAUGCAAAGCAUCCAAACAACAGAAGAAUAAGAGAUUAUUACAUUUGAACAGAAGUGCAGAAGGAACAUGUUAAAACAGAAAAUAAGCAGAUAUUAACAGUAAAUGAACAAGUAGAUUAAAGAUCAAUUUUUAUAGCUUGUCCCUCAUAAUUCUGACAAAAUAAAAGAAUAGUAAAAGAAUGGUUAAUAAGUAUCGAAAUACAUUUCGGUACAUGCAACCAGAAUAGUUAAUUCUAAUGCUAUGUCCUUUGACUGUGACUUAUUUUCCAGUCCUGUCGGGUCUUGUGCACAUACCUGGGCAAUUUUUAUUAAAAAAAUAGCUUGCAAACUAAUCAUUCGCCCCAAAGAGCUGUUCAAAAGAUUUGACUCUUUCCAGAACUGCACAUCUCAAUAAAGGAUCCAUUGUUGGCAGGCCCAGAACCGGUUGUCCUUUUUUUUUAUUCAUGUGAAACAAUUUUUAUACUUAUACUUAAGCAAAUAUUUGUUAACGCUUUGUUUUGUCUUUCAAUACAAAAUAUCA